Molecule: messenger RNA, 2726 nt
Organism: Pisolithus orientalis
Lineage: Eukaryota; Fungi; Basidiomycota; Agaricomycetes; Boletales; Pisolithaceae
Exons: 8
Coding region: 118-2442 (774 amino acids)
Biological process (GO): ubiquitin-dependent protein catabolic process
Molecular function (GO): ubiquitin protein ligase activity; protein binding
Source: RefSeq, a predicted model, not a curated record
UGCCGGAGCAUCUCUAACCACCAAAGUUCAAGAAACGCCGACGACCCUAUUGCUCCUUUAUUUCCUAAGCCCGCAUUCCUGUGGUUCUGGCUUCACUCAUCCCCGGCUCUCUGAGAAAUGUCGUCCGAGGACACCAGCCAUUUAGUUAGAAUCACUGUUCUUGCUGCAAGUUCCCUUGUCAAGAGAGAAGUGUUCAGCCAGCCCGAUCCUUUCGCAGUCGUGUCUGUUGACGUCAAUCAGACGUACACCACUAACACGAUCAAACGUACGCUUAUUCCUACGUGGAAUCAGCAUUUUGAUAUUACCAUCAAACGGAGCUCCACUAUCACCAUCCAAGUCUUCGACCAACGCAGGUUCAAGAAGAGGGACCAAGGUUUUCUGGGACUAGUCCGGAUUUCUGGAGACGAGGCCUUGGAAUACUCCAGAAACACUCACGGUUUGAUUAGCAAAGAUUUGGCGGAAAUAGAGUCUUCUUCUAGUGGUCCGCCGGUCUCUGGCAAGCUGCUCUUCUCUUUCUCACUCCCACGCACCGCUGGGGCACAACAACAUAACAUAGAUCAAACAAUCAGUUCUAUUUCAUCGUUACGUUUGUCCGAAUCUUCGUCUUCGAAUCUCCGCUCGCACAGAAGCUCGCCAUCCCUUCGAGUGGAAUCAUCACAGCCAAACCCCGCAACAUCUAUGUUAGGCACACUUCAGGGUCGUAGCUCAUCGUUUUCCCCUCGGCCACAGUCUAGUAAUUCCCCUCUGUCUCCACUGUCAUCCACAUCGCGCCUUGGCUCCCGGCAGCCAUCGAAUAUCAAUGACGUCCCACACUUGCAGGCAGUCUACGAAGACGAGUACGGCCAGCUUCCACCUGGCUGGGAACGGCGCAUUGAUCUAAGCGGCAGGCCGUACUAUGUAGAUCAUAACAGGCGUACCACUUCAUGGAACCGUCCAGAUCCACCGCAGCUACGGCAGCCUGCUGCAACUUCACUCCCUGCACCUCACCAGCCACAGACCUCGAGCAAUUAUGCAGAUGUUCCUCUACCAGCAGGCUGGGAGGAGCGUCGCACCCCAGAAGGCCGACCGUACUUUGUAAAUCAUAAUGCCAGAUCGACGACGUGGAGCGACCCUCGAAGGGCUGCUACAACUACGGCUGCGACCUUACCGGAAGACAGGAAUGCAAAGCUUGGGCCACUGCCCUCAGGUUGGGAAAUGCGCCUUACCUCGACAAAUCGUGUUUACUUUGUGGACCACAACACUCGCACAACAACAUGGGAUGAUCCUCGUGUGCCCACGGAUCUUGACUCUAAUGCUCCUCAGUACAAGCGUGAUUACCGACGAAAAUUGAUCUACUUCCGUAGUCAGCCCUCGAUGCAGGUAAUGGACGGUAAAUGCGAAAUUAACGUCCGACGGAACAUGAUGUUGGAAGACAGCUACGCUUCCAUCAUGAGGUGUCGGCCUGAUGAUUUAAGAAAGAGGUUGGUCAUCAGGUUCGAAGGUGAGGACGGAUUGGAUUAUGGAGGCGUGUCCAGGGAAUGGUUCUUUUUAAUUUCCCAUGAAAUCUUUGAUCCUUCGUACGGUCUCUUCCAGUAUUCGACACACGACAAUUACACAUUACAGAUCAAUUGGCUGUCUGGGAUCAAUCCAGACCACUUGAGCUACUUCACGUUCGUUGGCAGGAUUAUGGGGCUUACCAUAUUCCAUCGCCGUUUCCUGGAUGCCUAUUUCGUGCCAAGCUUCUACAAGGUGAUCUUGGGCAAGAAGCCGUCACUUUCGGACCUUGAGGGAAUUGAUGCAGAACUACACCGAAGCAUGGUUUGGAUCCUGAACAACGACAUUACUGACGUUCUCGAGAUGACGUUCACGGCGACAGAAGAUCGCUUUGGCGAGAUUCGAGAGGUUGAAUUGAGGGCGAGAGGUGCUGACAUCCACGUCACGGAAGCUAACAAGAAGGAAUAUGUCGAUGCCGUGGUGGAGUAUCGCACAAGAACUCGGGUAAAAGCGCAGUUCGACGCAUUCAUGUCUGGAUUCAAGGAGUUGAUACCUGUGGACAUGAUUGAUGUCUUCGAUGAACGAGAACUGGAGUUCUUAAUUGGUGGAGUACCGGAGAUUGACACUGACGACUGGAUUUCGUAUACGGACUACCGUGGCUACGAGAAGACGGACAAAGUCAUUGGGUGGUUCUGGCAGGUAGUCCGUAGCUGGCCUGCCGAACGCAAAUCGCGCUUGCUGCAGUUCGUAACAGGAACUUCGAGAGUGCCUGUAAACGGAUUCAAGGAUUUGCAAGGUUCAGACGGUCCACGAAGAUUCACGAUCGACAAGUCUGGUGAUCCGUCUCAAUUGCCUCGUAGUCACACAUGCUUCAACAGAAUCGAGCUCCCCCCUUACGAAGAUUACGAAAGUCUGGAAAAGAAGCUCUUGUUUGCGAUAGAGGAAACUGAGGGCUUCGGAGUAGAAUGAUCCACCACCGCUAUCCACUUUUUUUCUGUCACCUUCGAGGAAUGCCACUGCCUUGUACUAUGCUCCUUUCUUCACGGAUGUAUCUAUAUCAUCUAUGCUCUCGUGCCAUAUACGUGACCUGCCUUUUGACGAUGGACCGUGCGGUUCAUUGACACACCAUGUCGUUCCAUCUAGGGUCAUUUGAUGCGCUCGUUUCGGAGACUAAUCUUAAUUUGAAGGUUGUUUCAGAAAAUCUACAAGUGGUGGAGUGGUGGAGCCUACCGCCUGUAGCAAGUGGUAUAGCG